Messenger RNA from Trichoderma citrinoviride, 3630 nucleotides. RefSeq lists its product as hypothetical. Gene Ontology annotation, molecular function: lipid binding. The coding region runs from base 1 to 3627 and encodes 1208 amino acids. The transcript has 3 exons. The record is from RefSeq and is a predicted model, not a curated record. NCBI's taxonomy places the organism in Eukaryota, Fungi, Ascomycota, Sordariomycetes, Hypocreales, Hypocreaceae.
AUGAACGUCGACGAACCUGCCGUGCCCUCGGGCGCGCAGCCCUACAGCGCGAGGAACCGCGUGCCCAAUGUCCAGGAAUUCAUGCAACGUCUCGAUGCCGACAAGAAAAAGCGAGACGCCGAGAUAGACGCCGACCUCAAGCGUAACAAGCGGAACCCGGACGUCAAGACGCAUCGCAAUGAGCUGAGCAAGCAGAAGGGAACACGCACGGUGCGCGAUCCCGUCACUGGAAAGGAUGUUGAGAUUCGUGAUGCGGACAUGGACUUUACCGAAGCCGUGGAAAACCCUCAGUUGUCCAUUCCCAACGGAAAUCUGGGAAAGCCUGCUACAAUCGCCGCCUCAUCUCAGCAGUCUGGCGAAGAGUACCGCCAUGCUCAAGAUGUGACUGCGCCUCCGGAUCCUAUUCAAGAAGGUUCAACAUCGGAUGUGCCUAUUCGCAGCGAAAAGACGUCUGUCCUGUUCUACAAGACGCCCUCGGUCAGCUACGAGCCCAUGUUUGCCAAUCUCGAGCUGCGCUCAAACCUGCUAUGCGCCGGAAUCUUCAUGGGCAUCGUCUUCUUUGGCCGACUGUUUGGUGGCCGGAUGCUUGGCCUGAUACCCCUGGCCAUCUGCGUUACUUCGGGCGUCCAUCUGUGGGUGAAGGAGCUGAUCCGCCAGGGACGCGAUAUGGAGUGGGCUAGCGAGCAAGAUCGUGGCGAGACCGCCACCGUCAACUUGAUCCCCGAAUCUGUCGAGUGGAUGAAUACCGCAAUCGGCGUCUUUUGGGGCAUGAUUAAUCCUGAAAUGUUUGCCGGCGUUGCAGAUACCAUAGAAGAUGUCAUGGCCGCUUCCGUUCCAGGAAUCAUCGAGCACGUACGAGUGGCCGACAUUUCCCAGGGAAACAAUCCUAUCCGCAUUCUCAACAUGAGGGCUCUUCCCGACUCCCAUGUUCAAGAUAUCAAGGACGAGAUUCACAAGGAGAACGAAGAGAAAAUGGACGAAGAUGAACUCGCGGCCGUGUCACAGGCUGGAGCCUUCUAUAAUAUGGAGGUUUCCGUUGCCUAUCAUGCCAAGCCAUCGGGGACUGAUGUCUCCUCCAAGGCCAGGAACAUGGGCAUGCAGAUUGUCUUUUACCUGGGACUCAAAGGCCUCUUUGGCGUCCCUCUUCCGAUCUGGGUUGAACUGGUUGGCCUUGUUGCGACCGCGCGUGUCCGCCUGCAGUUGAGCCCUGAGCCACCGUUCCUCAAGACGAUGACCAUAACCUUGAUGGGCGUUCCCAAGGUCCAAGCUGGUUGUACUCCCAUGGUCGAAAAAGGCGUCAAUAUCUUGAACCUGCCUCUCAUCUCCAACUUUGUCAACUGGGCCAUCAGUGCUGCGGCUUCCAUGUACGUUGCGCCCAAGAGCUUGACCCUGGACAUUAGCAAAAUGCUCUCGGGAGAUGAUAUCAAGAAGGAUACCGAGGCGCUUGGAGUCCUCUUCCUCAGAAUUCACAAGGCCACGGGCCUCAGCAAACAGGAUCAGCGUGGCAGCAAGGGUGGCGGCUCCGAUCCAUACAUCACCAUCAGCUGGAGCAAGUUUGGCAAGCCCAUGUUCUGUACCCGCGUCGUUCAAGACAACCUCAACCCCAUCUUCGAAGAGGCCUGUGGCCUCCUCGUCACCAGCGACCUGAUCAAGGCCGACGAACAGCUCUCGGUGGAGCUGUGGGACAGCGACCGAUCGUCUGCAGACGACGAGGUGGGCAAGAUUGAGCUGAGCAUCCAAGAGCUCAUCCAGCACCCUGGCAAAAUGUUCCAAUAUGUGUCGACUCUCAAGGGCCUCAAAGCUGAGAGCACCAUGCCUGGCGAGCUCCACUGGGAAGUCGGAUUCUUCGGAAAGACGCAGUUCCGCAAAGCGCUGCGCACCGAUGGUCACAACCCCAAUGUGGUCAAGGAACUGGGCGACAAGCCAGAGUUCCAACCAGACGUGGGCACGAUCCAGAAUGCCGAGGAAGAUGCCGUCGUCCAUACUCCGCCAGACCCUCUUUGGCCUUCUGGCAUCCUCAGCGUCGUGGUUCACCAGAUUGUGGGCCUGGAGCUGGCCAACGUCAAAGGCUCCCAGGGGAACCGCAAGGGCAGGGAGUAUGAGCCAGCGAGACCAGAGGCUGGCGAAGUCAAGGAAGAGCAGAGCAAGAAGCUGCCAAGCUCUUACUGCACCAUUCUCGUCAACGAUGACCUGGUGUACAAGACGCGAACCAAGGUCGUGUCAUCGCAACCCAUCUUCAACGCUGGGACCGAAAAGUUUGUCCGUGAUUGGCGCUCCUGCAUCGUCACUGUUGCGGUUCGUGACUCCCGUAACAGAGAGCAUGACCCCAUCAUCGGCGUUGUUCCCCUCAAGCUGUCGGACAUCAUGCAGACUAGUAGCCAGGUGACCCGAUGGUAUCCUCUUGAUGGUGGCAUUGGCUUCGGCCGUAUCCGCAUCUCUCUUCUCUUCAGGUCUGUUGAACUCAGGCUACCACCUUCGCAACUGGGCUGGGACAUUGGAACCUUUGAGUUCUUGUCAGACACAAUCACGGUCACCAACUACGCACCAGCAAACAAAGUCCGAAUCCGACUGCGAACAGGAGGCUCUUCUGCUAAUGUCAAGAGGGAUCGGUCUUCUCGCGAGGGCGACGGCAUGAAGUUUGAUAUCAGCGCCCCCGAGGGCGAGAAGAAGCUUCGUCUGCCGGUGCGGUUCAGAUACAAGUCUCCGAUCUUUAUGGAGUUUCAUCCCGCUGGCAAACGGGGAGCCGAUGCGUUUGCUGCUCUGUGGCUACUGGAGCUGGUGGACAAUGAGGAGAAGGACUUUGACAUUCCUUUGUGGAAAUGCGACAACCCCCUGCGCCUAUCGCAGAACUAUAUCACGCAGGAGAACUACACUACCGUUCCUGACUUGAACAUACAAGAAAUUGGACGCGUUCGCUUUAGGGGUCGAUUCUCUGCCGGCACUGACCUGGAUCACUUCAGAUUCGUCUCCGACAACGAUACUCGCGAAACGAUUGAGACUUGGGAAGCUUGCUACGCCGAGGGCGUGCGCCAGCUCGAAGUGCAGCCCGAAGUCCCUCCAUUGACGCAGAAGCUCCACGACGAAUCUCUGACGCAGGGCAGAGAUGUGCUUGCUCAAGCCGAUGACAAGGAAAAAGCCCGCUGGCUUUCCAAGGAUGGUACCGACUGGUCCGGAGCGUUUGGCCAAGAUCCGGCGAGUGCGAUGAACAGGCCCAUGUCCAGCGCUGAUACUGAAGGGCAUGAGCAUUUCGAGAUAGACACGGAUGAGGACGACGAAGACGAUGAUGAAGACGCCCCCCAUGUGGAUGGAAUGCGCAGAGCUGAGACUGAUCCGACCUAUGGCUCCGCGCCAUCCGACGGAAACGACGAGCGCUAUUCCUUGGACAGCCGUGCAUCCAACGCAUCAAGGAACAGCACCGCCAGCACUGGAAGCAAGAACCCGAUCCGAGCGUACAAGAACUACAAGGAGAAGAGCCGGGAUCUGCACCGCAAGCACCGCGGGUUGAUGCAGUGGCUGCCCAUGCGCAAUGCGCAGUUUGCCAAGAAUGAGGCCAAGUUUGCGGUCCGCAAGGUGAAGAAGAUGGGGUCCCUGAACGGACGGAAGCCGGACGUGGAAUCGGAGAUUUGAUCG